CAGCCAAAUUUCCACCAACUGCACACUGAUCAUCGACGUGCGGCAUUACUCUCUGCAGUAAUUGACAGUCAUGUCUGCUGCGGCCACUCUCGAAUACGCCUCAAACGCCCCCCAACCGAUUGCCUACGCUAGAUUGUCUGCACACCAUCUGCUGCCUUCUGGUACGCCGGACUAUCUGAGGCUCAUCUUGACCUCCAAAGUCUACGAGAUCCUGAAGGAGACGCCGCUCGUAUUCUGCCCUAACUUGAGUGCGCGAUAUGGAAAUCAAAUAUAUCUCAAACGCGAAGAUCUCCAGGAGGUGUUCAGCUUCAAGAUCAGGGGCGCAUACAACUUCAUGGCGAGCUUGACAGAGGAGGAACGCUGGAAAGGUGUCGUCACUUGCAGUGCGGGGAACCAUGCACAGGGUGUCGCUCUCUCAGGUUCAAGACUGGGUAUCCCGUGCACUAUUGUCAUGCCCAAAGGCACACCAUCUAUCAAGGUGCGCAACGUGUCGCGCCUUGGCGCAAAAGUCGUACUGUACGGUCAAGACUUCGACGAAGCAAAAGCGGAAUGCGCCCGCCUAGCGGCUAGUCACGGGCUCAUCUUUGUCCCUCCGUAUGAUGACCCGCUAGUUGUAGCAGGUCAAGGGACCAUUGGCAUGGAGAUUCUCAAGCAAAUACCGGACGCUGAAAGUCUGGACGGUGUUUUCGCCGCUGUCGGUGGCGGUGGGCUCGUGGCUGGAAUCUGUGAAUACAUCAAAAGGAUAGGUGCCCCGAAAACAAAAGUUAUCGGGGCCGAGACCCACGAUGGAGACGCGAUGGAUCGCAGUCUCAAGAAAGGAGAGCGAGUUACGUUAGACGAAGUCGGACCGUUCAGCGAUGGAACGGCCGUGAAGAUCGUCGGCGCUGAGCCGUUCAGAAUCUGCAAAGAGUUGCUGGAUGGUGUGGUCAAGGUGGACAAUGACGAGCUCUGCGCGGCCAUCAAGGAUGUCUUCGAAGAGACACGUUCUAUUACAGAGCCCGCUGGGGCCUUAGCUCUGGCAGGACUAAAGAGAUACAUUACAGAUAAUCAGCUCAUUGGCGCACAGAAAAAGUUCGUGGCGGUGGUGAGCGGCGCAAACAUGAAUUUUGACCGCUUGCGAUUCGUUGCCGAGCGCGCAGAGCUUGGCGAAGGCCGAGAGGCUCUUCUCAGCGUCGAGAUACCAGAGAAGCCCGGGAGCUUCAUCAAGCUACACAGUGUGAUCCAUCCACGCGCCACGACUGAAUUCAUCUAUCGGUACAGCAACCCGCAGCGCGCUCAGAUAUUUUUAUCCUUCAAGCUUGAGACUAAGUCUCGCGCAAGCGAGGUUGCGGACGUUCUCGCCGCACUUGAGCGGCAAGAUAUGAAAGGCUUCGACAUUAGCGACGACGAAAUGGCCAAGACACAUGCCCGAUACAUGAUCGGUGGUUGUCAGAACGUGCCUAAUGAGCGGCUUUUCAGGUUCGAGUUCCCUGAAAGACCUGGAGCACUUCGAAAGUUCUUGCUCGGUCUUCAUUCUGGAUGGAACAUUUCGUUGUUCCACUAUCGGAACCAUGGUGCAGACCUUGGGAAGGUGCUUGCAGGAAUUCAAGUUCCACCCGAGGAGUCUCACGAGUUUGCUGCCUUUUUGAGUAACCUUGGGUAUCCUUACGUCGAGGAAACACAGAACGAGGUCUACAGACGGUAUUUGAGGGUUUGAGGGCAGUUGGCACUUCUCGUCAUGGUCUCGAUCGAGUAGAAUCGGCGGCACUACUCAAACAGAGGUCCUGAGGGUCGUUACUGGUUUGGGAGGCAAUAGAUCUAAUGUAGUUGUGUAUUCCUGGCUUCUUCGGGAACUGGGCUAUGUAACAUAGCAUGAAUGCGUACAGAAGGAGUUAUAUGAGACGAGAAAACUCGCUUCCCGCCGGGUGUUUCAUCGCAUUCCGCUGGCGAGAAUGCAUGAACAGCGGUGCAUAUGGUUCAAGUGCAGUGGCAAAUGGAAGCGACACAUCUGAUUCUGAUGCGUCAAAGCGUAUCAUGCAACUAGACUCUGGCUACAUGUCACGGAUUGUCGA
Laetiporus sulphureus 93-53 is the source of this 2051-nucleotide messenger RNA. RefSeq names its product threonine dehydratase I. The coding region runs from base 71 to 1696 and encodes 541 amino acids. NCBI's taxonomy places the organism in Eukaryota, Fungi, Basidiomycota, Agaricomycetes, Polyporales, Laetiporaceae. Gene Ontology annotation, biological process: L-threonine catabolic process. Gene Ontology annotation, molecular function: pyridoxal phosphate binding; threonine deaminase activity. The transcript is spliced from 6 exons. The record is from RefSeq and is a predicted model, not a curated record.